ACACCGCUCUAGCCCGCUGUCUCCCUACUCCAAAGUUCGGAUUCUUCCGCGGGAGUGACGCCAUCAGGGUGCGCGCCGCUUGCCAGUAUUUGCCCACGUGUUUGGGGUGAAGACAGCUGCGAUGGGGCUGGUGCUAAGGCAAGGGCUGCCCAGGCUGAAGUCAUUCAACAGGCUGCAGGUUAUAAUACAGCACUUAAGUAUGUCUGGGACUGCGGAUUCUUCACCUGAUGUUCUGCUUGAGAAAAAAGGGUGUGCUGGUGUUAUAACCAUGAAUAGACCCAAGGCUCUGAAUGCAUUAACUCUUUCCAUGAUUCGACAGAUAUAUCCACAACUGAAGAAAUGGGAACAGGAUCCCGACACCUUUCUAAUUAUCAUAAAGGGUGCUGGAGAUAAAGCUUUCUGUGCAGGGGGUGAUAUCAGAGCUAUCUUUGAAUCAAGGAAAAGUGGAGACAGUGUUGCACAAGAUUUCUUCAGAGAAGAAUACGUCCUGAACAAUGCAAUUGGUACCUGCAAGAAACCAUAUGUGGCACUUAUUGGUGGAAUUACAAUGGGCGGUGGUGUUGGUAUGUCUGUUCAUGGGCAUUUCAGAAUUGCUACAGAGAAGACGCUUUUUGCAAUGCCAGAGACUGCAAUAGGCCUUUUCCCUGAUGUGGGUGGAGGCUACUUCCUGCCAAGACUUUCAGGGAAGCUGGGCUUUUAUCUUGCCUUGACUGGAUUUAGGUUGAAAGGAAGGGAUGUACAGAAAGCAGGGAUUGCAACUCACUUCAUCGAAGCAGAGAAGGUGGCUGCCUUAGAAAAAGAUCUGACAGAAUUAAAAUCCCCCUCAAAGGAAAACAUUGGCGAGAUCUUGGAUUUGUAUCAUAAGAAGGUGUGUGGAUAUAGACCGGCUGGGGGUGAUGAUCUGCUGGGUCUUCCCUGCGGGCCCCGCUGCUCUCACCGCUCUCCUUUCAAGGACCUGCCCUUGUCGUUCACCUCCUCCGAAAGCUACUGGGCCUGCCUAGACCCAAGGAAGUGCCUGCGGACGAUGACUUCCAGCAGCCCUGGGCAGCAGCGUGCCUUGGAUAUGUUCAAAACUGACUCCGAAAACGUUUUGUUUUGUCCACAGACCAUUUCUAAAAUGUCGCCAACAUCUUUGAAGAUGACCUUCAGGCAGCUUAGAGAAGGGGCAUCCUUGAGCCUGCAGGAAAUACUCGUUAUGGAGUAUCGAUUGAGCCAAGCAUGUGUGCGAGGCCAUGACUUCUACGAAGGCGUCCGCGCAGUUCUUAUUGACAAAGACCAGUCCCCAAAAUGGAAGCCAGCUGCUCUAGAAGAAGUAACCGAUGAAUUUUUGGACUCAUGCUUUCAGUCUCUUGGAACCAGUGAUCUCAAGUUACCGUAGAUUUUGGACAGAUGCCAGCUUCACGGAUGCCAGCCUUAUCGUCGCUUUCUUUCACACAAUGAAUUGUAUGCUUACGAUUUCAACAUGCAAAGAGAUCAUCGGCAUUGGGUGGAACACUUAUUGCUGUUAUUUAAUGAAGAGGAGCUAUAUUUUGGAGAUAAGUACAGGACUAGAGAGAGUUAUUGGGGAUGUCCCAUAAAGGCAUUCACAUUUUAGGAUGGGAGUCUCUGUUUGCGCAUUUCUACUUCUACAUGUAAAAUAAAACAUAUUAAUAUAAA
Molecule: messenger RNA, 1656 nt
Organism: Anolis sagrei ordinatus
Lineage: Eukaryota; Metazoa; Chordata; Lepidosauria; Squamata; Anolidae
Source: RefSeq, a predicted model, not a curated record